CACCGAUAGAGGCAGCACCAUCCUGAUUUCAUUGAAAGCUCCUGACCAAUGGGUGUAGCCCGCAUCCGUCGGCGGGAUAAGACAACCGUUGCCAUUGGCUAGUCGAAUCUCGAGCUAUCCUCGGUAGGACAACGGAUAAACAGUUUUCAAAGUUUUGAAGUGUCUGCAGCACAGGGGCACGCAGAGGGAGAGUUAGUGCCCGCGUGCGCGUAUUUAUGGUCUUGUAGUUCGUCCCGUGUCAAUAAUUGACGUUAAGUGUUAAUUUCUGUUGGAAAUAAUUAGUGUCGAGUGUCGUGUAGUGUCGUGAAGGGAGUCUGUAAUCCUGCCGCGACGAAAUUAGUGCUAUACUGCGCGUUGUUCGCGUCCUUCGAACGUGAUAGCCGGCUUUUGUUUAUGGACCGCAUUGGAUGCUGGGAGCUAGGGGUGGUUUUUCAUAGGAACAUCUUGAGAGCGCGACGUUGUGUGACGCUCAAACACGGUGAUAUAGAUAUCGAAUGGGAUUUAUAUAUUGAAAAACAAUGAUUUACCAUCGUAUAGAUUGCGGGAAAAUUAUCCUGCGUAGUUAGAUUGAGAUAUUCUACCGUAACCUAGCGGUGGAUCGGAUGCGCACUACCCUAAAGGCUACGAAACGUCAACAAAGCACGGCCGUGAAAUAUAUUGCUCUGAUUUAAUAUCAUAGAGCGUUAUCUCUGAUAACAUGGUGGUUUUAUCGAAAUUGGAGGACGAGCAUCGCGAGAGAUAGUUCCUUUUGGCGCGUUUCGCCAAGUGAUUUAACACUGAGUUACAUCAGCCUAGGCGAAAUGGAAGAGGUGGAGCAGAGCACGAAAAUUAGCGAGACGCCGCACGGUGUGAUAAACUCGAGUAACCGUAGCUCUCGCAGUUCCUAUGAUAGUGCUGAUAGUGGCUAUCUUACUCUAACGCCGCAUUCUGGUGCCUACACUCCGAUAGUAUCAGGAUGUCGAGGGCGCGUGUCGUGUACCUCCAGCAAAAGACAUCAUCGGAUUCGCACAGAUCCAUGGCAAUCAAUUUGCAGUCCACGAUAUCGUUCAAGAUUGUCUCGUUUACUGAAUACAUCAGAGUCUGUGUGUGAUUCUCUUAUCGAUGAAAGUGCUGAGAUACACAGUCCUAUUCUUAAAUCAUCUGUACAGAGCUGUGAACACCAGAGCUCAAGCUUGGACCAGCAUGACCUGGCCUUGGAGAGCCAAAAUCUCAGUUCUGACCUCCGAGACUUUAGGGAACUCAGGAGGGCAAUACGCAGGGAUUCAUGUACAACAGCUCCUAUCACUCCUGCCUCAAGAUUACAACUACUCUCGCCUCCGCCAUCGCCAGCAGUACCGUCCUCAUCGUUUAUCGCAUCCGAACCGAUUGAGGAAGAUGUGGAAAUGAAGCUAGUCAUUGUCCCUCAAAGUACGCCUCAUGUAACCUCCUCACCAAGACGUAGUACUCCUCCGCCAAGGAUAACUUUCUCUCCAACCACCAGCAAAGCUAGUCUUGGUGUAACAUCAGCGGACAAUAAAAAACUUAGCAAGCUUAUGAUCACUGACUUAGCUACAACAGACAUCAAACCUAAGAGACUGGACUUUAGCCAACGUGCCCUCUCCGUAGCUUUACACAGGACUAGAGCAACCCCUGAUUAUACUGGCAAGGAUACUGUGGAUGUUUUAUUAUUAUUAGGGGAGAAAAGUGAUCACUGGAGGAUAGUAUCUAAAAUUCUAGCUCUGCUCAGCCCGCAGGAUCUUUGCUCUAUCAGUAUGGUGUCAAAAGCGUGGAGGCGAAUUUGUGCAAAUGACUCAAGAGCCAACACCAGAAGACUGAGCCACAUAAUACUCAGGCAAAGUGCUAAGGAAAAUUUAAAGCUGUUCAGAAAAGCGAAGAUGGAAAGUGAUAUCCAAACAAGUCCCAAGAGUAGAUAUGCAAGGAAAGGCUAUCUCCUUGAGGUUCAAAAUUUGCUCCAAGUACCACCAACACGAAGACCACCCAACAGUCCUCCAGUAUCACCCAGCAAGGUCAAAUUCCAUUCGUUCGUUAAGGCUAGUCGCACACUUGCACCCUGGGAGCACCUGCUGCCCUGCCCAAGGUGCUCCUUCCCCUGCCACGUAGAUGGGGAGAAGAACGUAGGAACCUGUUCCAGGCAGGGAUGCUCCAUGGAGUUCUGUACCUCUUGCUCCUCGAGACCUCAUACCGGUCCCUGCAAAACGCCUCUUCUCGCUACGCCAACGAAACGCAACAAGAGGCUGAUCGUCGGCUCCAGGCAAAGCAAACGUAACCUGAGACGGCUUUAACGUCGACCUCACGGAUCCAUCUGAACGUCGUGGGACCUAGUCUCUUCGAGAAGAAAAUUAUCAUCCAACUACUCCCAUCAGCGUGCAUUCUACUUUGUCCGUCCAUUCCAAGAGGAGGUGCUCUCUCGUCAGCUGAUCGGUCACGUGCGACGAAGGAUAUAGGAAAAAUAAUUUUAAGAUCCGUAUACGUAUCCUCGUUGAAUUUCACUGUACCAAUUUGCAAGCUCAACGAAACGUCAUCGGUAUUAUUAUUGGAGCUUGAUUAAUCCGUGAGUCUUGGGAAAUGUUUCAUUUUAAAAAACUGAACUUUUACCAAUUAAUCGGAUCGAUCGCUGUGUCUUGGACGAAUCGUUCUUUCUUAUCAAAUAAGUAAUCCGAUUGUUGGAACUUUUAGUAUUUUUUUUUUAUAAUACUUCUAGUAACGUUCAGUCGUUCUAACUGUCCCGACUAUCAUUGAGAAUUUUCAAGGAAUUAUGCACGCUUCGUGACUCGCAGAAUGGUAGAGUGGAGGUGGCGAAGUAGGAGGAACUCUUGGUAGGAGGAGUGUAAACUGACUCCACGGCCUCGAGAGACGAAAACGAGUGCCUAAGUCUGGUCUGGACGGCUUUUUGCGUCAUUUUGGAUCCGUUGGCUUGCAAGCCUCUCGCAGUACUUCAAUCUCCUUAUGGCGAUAUUCCCAUUCGCGCGUAAAAGAAGAAGAAGAAGCAGGAAUAGGUUUUGCGUCAUUCUCUGAUACCCGGUCUCGUUGUGCAUCGUGCACGAAUCUCAGCAGCCAGAAGAUCAUUCUCGUAGCGUGCUUUCGUUGCCUUGCGAGACAAUCGUUUGAUUCGGAAACAAAAAGAUAUUCUUUUCGCACUCCUAGUCGUUUAAGGAGAAUGUCCUUUGUUUUACUUUGCGUCGACUUUUUAAGUAUUAUUAUCGAGGCGGAGGACGGGGAAAUGUUAUCGAACGAAAAUAAUUAAAGAGCUCCGGCGAAGACACUGAAAUUUUGUAACGCUCGAGCAAUGCCAAAAUUAAUACGGACGACAAGUUAUUACGAGCUUGUCGCGCGAUUACGCUCCUUUUCUUUUAAGUUUUAAAUAAGUUUGGUUUCCCCGAGGGAUUACGUCGGAUACAAGGAGGAAAUUUCGUGCCAUUUUUUAGUCUCCGCCAUAAUGUUUGCCAUAUUUUUUUUGUUUGUGUGUGUUUUCUCGUUUACACUUACGUAAUUCCUGUGUUAUGGACGCGACUGGAAAAAUUCUCAAUGUUUUCUUUUUUUUUUUUAAGCGCUUUUUAUAACCUUCGUGUUUCCGGGCUCUUCUCUUUCUGAUUCCUAGCCCAAUUUCUGUCGUACCUUUUUUUUUUUUUUCAAUAAAUCCCUAUUUCGUAACUUUUUUGUCCUCGUAUCUUCCUUUGUUUCUUUUAUAUUUUACGUAGCAAUUUUUAACUGUCGGACGCUAAAAAUUUCCACAACUUGUUUAUCUGUCCACCUGUAACUCUGCUAGUAGAAUUAAAAAUCUAUGUAAACUUUAUGUGUGUUUCAAUAAAGACUGCAUGUAAAUAUCUCGAGCGCAUAGUAAUAUAUAUACAUAUAUAUUCGUUGCCACUUUCGAGAUUCCUUAUCGAAGUCCAUACUCUUAUCGAAUGUAUUCGCUGAUAGUAAAUUGGUACUUUUCACUAUGGGUAUCGAGGAUUAAUAAUUCGUAUUAUUGUGUAUAUUAUGAGUAGCGUAGGGAGAAGUUAUCGAGUUGGCUGGACGUCGAUUAGGAAUUUUGAGUUUGGAAUUGUAAAAAGGAAAAAAAAAUGAAAUUAAAAAAAUUAUACGUUUAUACACAAAGGCUCUCUAAGCAUAGAUCCCAAAUAUUUCCUCGAAAUGCCGUGGCGCGAAAGUUCAAACCGGUGCUCCGUAGUUUCACUGUUUCACAGGCAAAUCCUAAAGUAUUUCCGAAGCUGUUUGAAAUUCGAUCUAGUUUAGAGGAAGGAAAAAAAAGACUUAUCUGAUCUCCUCCAAUGUGCCAUUGCUUUUUUUCUUUUUCAUUUUUAUAAAACGUACCGGACGGACGGCUCGUAGCUACGGCAUUUCUGUGAUACGAAUUUCUAUCAUUCCAGUGUACGUAAAUUUUUUAAAAAGUUUACACAGCGCUUUUCGAUCAAAGACUACUUAAUCAAAAAGAAAGGAAUUACUUUGUACAUAUAAUUAACGUGUAAGCCCGGAACUUUUUGGAUUUUAUAUUAUAUAUACAGAGAGAUACCCGUUCUUUGGAAAGGAAGGUUCUCCAAAAUUUGUGUAAAAAAAGUGAAAGCAGACACUCUCCCAAGGCUAUCCCCUCCAUGUACUUCCCUCGUUUUUCCACAAUCAUCCAAAAAAAAAUCGUUCACCCGAGCAUCGUCAAAAUUGUUCAAUCGUAUGUUAAGCGUGCUAAGCCAUAUUUUUUUUUUUUACUUAAUUCUCAAAAUUAGAACGUAAGCAAAGUCUUAUACAUAUCUAAGCAAUUAGCUUUUAAUCUAGAGUUUCUAAUGCGAGCCCGAGGUUUGUAUGAUAAGAGAGUAGAUUAACGAAAGCAAGUUUGAAAGCUACAACGAACCGAGUGCCUUAUAAGAUUUAAUUUUAUAUAUUUAAGGCCAGCAAUUAGGAAUAAACGUACAUAUACGCACGUACACAUAUAUAUACAUAUAUAUUAAUAAAAUGAAACCAGUUUCCGAUUGAAAAAAUCCCAGGCUUAUAUUAAUUAUCUAUCGUCAAUAAACCUGUUUCUAUCACAGAAAUGGGAUAUUGUACGGUGCAGGCCGUCACUCAGUUUGUGAAAACCAUUCGCGGAACCUGCUGGCUACGGUUCUUUAUAAUGUAUUCGAUUAUUCGACCGACUUGUUGCUCAAACCGAUUAUAAUCUAUGGCGACCUUCGUAUUAGUGCGACAUUGCCAAACACAAAAAUGGGUCAUUCGUUCGGUCCAGGAUCACUAUUUUAUUAUUAUACUCGUAUCUGUCAUCAAAAAUAGACGAUGUAUGGCGAGAGCAAAUCCAAUGAGAAUCAGCUAGUUAUUUUUAUUCUUAAAAUUUCAGAAAAUAAAAAUCUCAUAAUUUCUUAUUGCUCGUUUCUUCGACGUUAGAUGCCUGUAUCAAGCAAAAUAAGAAAUGUUAUCAGUUGAAAUCCUCGUGGGAUUAACAUGGAAAUUAAUCCCAAAUGCGCUAUAAGAGAAGGAACUUUUGUAAAAAUUUGUCGUAAUUAGAGUGACAAAUUUGUCGAUAUUUUUCAUUCCUGUGGAAUUUCGUUUAAUAUGCACCGAUCCAGUAGUUACUAUAUGAGAUGAACAUGACAAAUACGAGUAAGCUAAAAAUUCUUUUAAUGUAUUAAUUAGUAGUCUGAAAAUAAUGGCUUUCACAUCUUCUCACUAAUAUUCCGUUUUGCGUGUAUCCGUACCCCCAUGUCCACGUGUCCCACGUGGUCCUCUUAAAAUCUCACGAUUCUUCCCUGUCUCCAUGUUAAAGUAAAUAAACCUUAUACAGACCUUAAUACUCAGGACACUUUGGCAGGAACUCGAUGCGUUUCUAGGCUAAGCUAUUCUUAAAUUUCUUUUAGUAUUGAUGAAAAAAAAAGGUGAUACCAAAUAAAAAUGCAUCGUUAAUGCAAUAAGUGAAUGAAGAAAAAACAAUGAUAAUAUUCUUGUGUGUGUUUGACUGCCUGUUCUUUCUCCUUCCUCUUCUUCGUCAUCGUUCUAUUUUUUUUUCUUCUCGCUCUUACAUUCUGUCAGACCUUCAUUCACACGUAACGCGUACAGUUUUGCUCUAAGAAUACUAAGAGAUCGUGUUUCUCGCUCCUUGCGAGAGACAAUUAAAAUGCUCAAUGCUCUGCGUACUAUUUAAGAGAUGAAUCUUCAUUUUUGUUUUGCGUACGCGCGUCCCGAGGGUAUUAAUGGCAGAUCCCUCUUUCAUUCGGACGGGACCGAAUUACUUUUGUACUUUACUUUAAUGGAGAGAUAUUGUCCCGUGAGAAUGUCAAAUGUGUCUGCAUUCUCCUAAUCAAACACAUUUGUAAGCCCUUUCAGGGUGCGUUCCUGUAUUAUCAUUUUAAAUAUAAAACUUUUAUAGAAACCA
This is a messenger RNA of Cephus cinctus (wheat stem sawfly), 6355 nucleotides long. RefSeq lists its product as uncharacterized. The coding region runs from base 801 to 2282 and encodes 493 amino acids. The transcript has 2 exons. Gene Ontology annotation, molecular function: protein binding. Gene Ontology annotation, cellular component: nucleus; membrane. The record is from RefSeq and is a predicted model, not a curated record. Gene Ontology annotation, biological process: negative regulation of meiotic nuclear division; regulation of mitotic nuclear division. Lineage: Eukaryota; Metazoa; Arthropoda; Insecta; Hymenoptera; Cephidae.